AUGCAAAUCAAAUCCGGACUUUGUUUCAAAGCAAAACCAUUUGUUGAGACUCUGGUAGGAAUAGCAUUAGGGGGUACAUGUGGUGCAGAAGCAGUGUCUGAAAAUGAGCUGAAUAAAGGGUCAGCUGGACUAGAGAAAGAUGAGAGUGUCCCUGAGGAGUUGCUGUCAGCAGUAGGUGAAGAAGUUGCAGAACUACCAGUUGGUGAUGAAUCCUUAGGGCUAGAAGGGACAGAGAAGUGCAAGCGGCGAGAAUCAUCCACCAUCGGCACCGGAGACGGCGUUGGUUCAGGCGAAACCCUAGCGAAAGACGGAGGCGAUGGCGAAGAAAUCGAAGCCAUGGAUCGACUCAGCAAUCUGAUACCAUAUUAG
Vicia faba (fava bean) is the source of this 369-nucleotide messenger RNA. Lineage: Eukaryota; Viridiplantae; Streptophyta; Magnoliopsida; Fabales; Fabaceae. The record is from the annotation of a GenBank genome assembly.